Bolinopsis microptera is the source of this 989-nucleotide messenger RNA. RefSeq names its product calcyphosin-like protein. The record is from RefSeq and is a predicted model, not a curated record. The coding region runs from base 36 to 665 and encodes 209 amino acids. Gene Ontology annotation, molecular function: calcium ion binding. The transcript is spliced from 7 exons. Lineage: Eukaryota; Metazoa; Ctenophora; Tentaculata; Lobata; Bolinopsidae.
ACACUACUAUAUAACAAAUAAUUUGAGCAUCUAGAAUGGCUUCAACAGAGCGACACGAGCAGGAUAUGAGACAGAAAGCCAGUCGUGCGCUGAGGAGUGGUGUUAAAGACCCUGUGGAGAUGCUGCGACUACAAUGUCUCUCCAGAGGUGCCGCUGGAAUCAAAGGUCUUGGCAGAGCAUUCAGAAUAAUGGACGAUGAUUCCAACAAAAGAUUAGAUAUGAGCGAAUUUAAAAAGGGUAUAAGUGACUACGGUUUAGUGCUAGAAAACGAGGAAUUGCAAGAUCUAUUCAAAACGAUUGACAAAGAUAACUCUGGAUCAAUUUGCUUUGAAGAGUUUUUGUCCAACGUCAGGCCGCCUAUGAACAAAGGCAGAAGAGAGUUGGUACUGAAAGCGUUCAAUAAGUUAGAUAAAACCGGAGAUGGGGUUAUCACUGUGGAUGAUCUGAAAGGAGUUUAUGAUGUAACGAAGCAUCCUAAAUACAUCUCUGGAGAGUGGACUGAAGAACAAGUGUUCCUGAAAUUCCUUUCUUCAUACGAUACUCCUAACGAGUCUGACGGACUGGUAACUAAAGAAGAGUUCAUGAACUACUACUCGGGAGUUAGUGCUAGUAUUGAUAACGACGCUUACUUCGACUUGAUGAUGAGGAACUCUUGGAAAUUGUAGGAAGUGUGAGACUCCAGUAUAAGAGUAUAUUAUCUCCUUCCUUAGUGGCAUUUUAUGGAACAAACGGCAGGAGCGCUGUUUUAUUAUUGAGUAAACUUUCGUCAUUUAGUGGCGCGAGAGCUAGUUUGGGUUCUUUUUUAGAUACACAACUUUAUCAUAACAUUAUCAGACAUUUUAUUUGCUUUGACCUAAUGAUAAGUUUUGAGCACCACUGGAUAAUUUUAUCGUGAAUUUUCAUCGUUUACAGUAUAAGUGUACAGAUCAGUUUGUUAAUGUUUAUAUUUCAUUUAUCUAUUUAUGUAUUAUUGCAGCUGAAUUUGAGUU